CCUCAUUUAAUUUCAAGCUCUUUGCAUUCACUCGUGACAAUGAAAAUGACUAAAGUAAGAUUGACUUGUCCGCGUAAAUUAUCAAGUUUAUCGAAACAUGUACAAAUUUCCUUUCGAGCAUGAUGACUCGUGGCUUUUACAUAUACAAUCCGCUCCUACAACGUUCACAUGCGCCGUCGUCCUCGCCGUUACCUAUCCAGCUCCUGUAACUCCCUCGGAUAUCGAUCCUCCGGUACGCGUUCGCGCGUUUCGAACGACGCAAGCUCGGGUUUAAGCCGUAGUAGAGGGAUACUACCCUCCCGGCGAAGGUAGUUUAUGCCCGGCGCAUCCCCCCGUCACCCCCGAUCGCGUCCUCUUCCCCUUUCUCUCUCUCUCUAUCCUCCCCUUUCGUCCUCAUGAACAGGAGGCACGGCGAUCGGGCAAGAUGAGCGACCAGGAGGAUCUGGAUUAUUACAUCAUGUUCCCGUCGUUUCCUCCAUCUCCGAAGGACCCGACGCUGACCGCGACCGGGCAGGAUCAACGGGAGGAGUUCGUGUUCGUGUACGAGGAGGACAAGCGACCGGUCGUGAUCCUGCUAGGAUGGGCCGGUUGUCAGGACCGAUACCUGGCCAAGUAUAGCGCGAUCUACGAGGAAAAGAGUUGCAUUACGCUGCGUUACACGGCGCCGGUGGAAUGCCUAUUUUGGCGCCGGGACAAGAUGCCGUACAUCGGCAAGCGGCUGCUGCAAGUGAUCACCGAUAAACGAUUGAACGAGCAUCCGAUAUUCUUUCACGUCUUCAGCAACGGCGGUGCAUUCCUGUAUCAGCAUGUCAGUCUCGCGAUGCAAAAGGCUAACACAUUGUUCAAGAUCAAGGGAGUGAUAUUUGACAGUGCGCCCGGUGAGAGAAGAAUAACAGCCCUUUUCAAGGCGAUCAGCGCGAUCAUCGGUGGUCAUCCUCUCACGAAUCUACCGAUGUCGUUCGUCAUCACGUUCUUCCUCUCCGUACUCUGGUUCUUCGAGGUAAUUGCACAGGCAUUCAGUAGAUCGUCCAUCCCGACAAAUCCGAUCGCCCUCGCCGAGGAAGCCUAUUCCUGGCCUCAACUGUUUCUGUAUUCCAACAGCGAUACCUUGAUUCCAGCAUCUGACGUCGAGAAGUUCGCUAGCCGGCGAGCUGAACGGGGCGUGAACGUGCAGCUGGUCCUGUUCACCAACUCACCGCAUGUCAAGCACUAUGCGACUUAUCGCGACGUUUACGUCAACACCGUAUGCAGCUUCAUCCACGAAUGUUUGACCUCGCCGAGCCCGUCGAGGAGUUUGAUGGAUGUUCGCGACGACGAUCGCGAUUCCCAGAGCUACGAUGCGGUCCCAGGUCUCACUAAACGCGUCGUACUACCCCAUGAGGCCACCAAGCAGCAGAACUAGAAAAAUCGAGAGACGCUAUUAUUAGAUAAGAUAGUCACCUGCUAUGUGAAAUAUCGCGCUGGAGGCGGCGCAGGUCUCGCGAGUGCAAUGGAGAGAGGAUAUUUAUUAAUUACAAUUCUUAUGUAUACAUUUUAUAAAAAGAAUCUAUAAAGUACGAGUAUAUAAAAUAUAGAAGAAAUCGCUUGGAAUCCGUAAUUACGAUCUUCAAUUCUUCAAAUUGUUGAUUUCUAAUCGUUAGGAGAAUAAACUUUUUUUAUUAAAGUUAAAAAAUUAAUUGGCAAGAAAAUUAAAAAAUGAAUGGUUGAUUAAAUGGACAAAAUUGAAAAGAGAAAUGAAAAUUCUCUAAAAUAUUUUGAAAGCAAUUCCUGUUUUCGAAGAUUAAGAGUUGCAAAAUUAUGCGGAAUUAAUUCCUGGCGAUUCUUAUUUUAUAUGAUAACGAGGCGAUAUCCGAGAUGCUGGAAACGGUGCUACGUCUGUUGAUGCAUAGAGCUAUUUUAUACGAAGCUGGAGUAUUAUCCUCGAGAAAAAUUAUUUAAAUGAAAAACGCGAGAACACACACGGUGGCGUGAGAUCUUUAAAAUUCUGUUAAUUGUAUUUCAAUGUAUUUCAACGUGAGAAUGUAAUUAAAAUAUGAAAAUUUUUAUCAAAACUAAUUUUAAUUUAUAUCAAUACAUUUACUCUCUACUCUGCGAUAAUUAUUAGUUUUCAUAUGUAGCUCGAAUAUAACGCAUAAUCUAAUUUCCUACAAUUAAUAAAACUUUCGAGACAUAUAAUACAGUGGUGCUAUAUUUUAUCGGAUAUAAUUUUCAGCAGAUGAGAGAAACCAGAUGCCUAUAUGAAUUAUGUGCACUGUUUGUUUGUCAUGUUAGACACGAAAGUAUUCGUUUUAUGCAUCUCGCAUAACAAUCCGGAUAAUGAAUCUUGUUUAUCGGAUGAGGACGGGUAUUUUUCUUCGAUUAAAAUGAUGAGAACGCGUCAAAGAUUUGAAUAGGCUUCUGGGUGAUACGCUCGCAGAGAAAAUUGUGCAACGCAAUGUUAUCGCUUUUACUCUUUUUCCUACGCAAAGAAAAGAACCCGCACAAUAGAAUCAAGCUGGACUUGAUUUAGCUUUCGCAAUUCACGAUCCAAGUACAUGAUAGCACUUAAUAUCGAUUCGGAAAAAAGAAUAAAGAAUUCUUCUUUCGUGUCCUGAAAUAUAACAGUGAUAAACUUUUGGGAACCUCGAUACUCGAGAGUAUAUAAUUGUAUUAGAAUAUCUCUCGUUAAAAUACACAUCUCUAUAUAUACAAAUAACAUAAAUAAUAUAAAUAUAUUUUGAUCUGUCGAUUAGAGUUAUACGAAUAAAGACUGAUAAAUAC
Molecule: messenger RNA, 2760 nt
Organism: Formica exsecta
Lineage: Eukaryota; Metazoa; Arthropoda; Insecta; Hymenoptera; Formicidae
Product: transmembrane protein 53
Exons: 5
Coding region: 425-1402 (325 amino acids)
Source: RefSeq, a predicted model, not a curated record